UUUGGCUUUGGCUGGCUUCAGCUGGCGUGUGGAUCUUUUGUAUGCGCGCUUCUCUCCAGACGUGCGCAACUCAACGCGGUCUUUGGCUCCUCUUCGUGCUCCGGCAACGACUUGCUUUGCCUUACGGUUACGUCGAUUCCGUCUGUGCGCCGUCGCGUGUGUGUGUGUGUGAGCGCGCGUGUGUGUGCGUGUCAGUGUGCCUAUAGAACUUGAGUUAUUGGCCUCAAAUUGGCUUGGCCAGUGCGUAGCUGCAUAGCAAAAAUUUGAAGAGUUUUGCCGCAAAGUAAACAAAUUAUAAUCCUGAAACACAAAGGCCGACGCAAGAGUUUUAGCAGUUCUUUGAUUUUUUUGGAUAUAUAUAUACUAGCUAUAUAUAUACACAUUUUUUGGGCCUAAAACAAAAGGCAAAGUCUGGGAGAAAGAACGCGAGAGAGGAAGAGAGAGCGCAAUCAGCAACAACACACAAUACAACAUACAGCAUGGGCGCGUUGCAGCAGCACCAGCAAACUUACAGAUACAGAUACGCAGCCACAGAUACGGCAGCGGCAACGACUGCGGCGAGCAAAAGUAGAGCAGACAGCGCAGCACAGACCGCAUCGAUCAACGCCAGAUCAAGCAGCAGCAGCCCGAACACCAUGAGCAGCAUCUUCAUCCUGGCGCUGGGCAGUCUGCUGCUGUUGCUGCUGCCCGCACUGGAAGCCAGUCCCAUCUUUGUGGAUAAUCCCAGCUUAGCGCAGUUUCAAUCCGGUCGCAACAUACGCCACCUGCCCUGCAUAGUGCGCAAGUCGGGACGCUCGGGUGUCUGCAUGUUUGCCAUCGACUGCAUCAAGCAGAAUGGCACCCAUUUGGGCACCUGCAUCGAUCGCUUCUAUUUUGGCUCGUGCUGUGCGCCCAAGGAGGAGGCCUCGCUGUUUGCGCCGGAGAUAAGCGACAAUAGCAUCGAUCAGAAUACGAUUUCACAUUUCUCUCACGAAUCCACCACGUUGCCUACGAGCGCCCUCUUCAAGCUCACCACCGAGAGCAGCACCACGCAUAACUACAAUUAUCAGCAGCAGCAGCAGCAAAACACCGCCAGCGAGCUGCUCAAAAAUGUUACCCAAAGCUAUUUGAGCAGCAUGAAGCCGGUGCGCACCACCAGCAGCAGCAGCAGCGGCAGUACAGCGACAAGCCACUCGCCUAGCUCGACGCGUCGCCCCACCACCGCGCACACCACUCACAAGCACUCACAAUUUGUGGUGCGCACCACAGUCAAACCAAGCGCAGCGCCAACGUUGACAACCACCGUUAAGCCGCCGCGUCGUCGCACCACCACAACGCGUCCAGUGCUAACCACCGCGCCAGCGCUUGAGCAGCGCAUCGAGACCACGACGGUGCCCAGCAAGUUUGUCACUUUCCAGAUUGUAGAGACAACCACGCCAACAGCCACCGAACCCACCAAUCGCUUGCCCGAGACAACCACCAGGCGGCACACCAGGCCCACCGCUAGCAGCAGCAGCAGCAGCAGUAGCUCAGCAGCUGCUAAGACAACAAGCAGAACAACAACAACCACCAGAGCGCCAACAACCACCAGAGCGCCAACAACCACAACCCCGACAACAACAACAAGGACGACAACGACGACGACGACAACGCCGCGUCCAACACCACCGCUGCGCACCACCACGCCAAAGCCACACAAGCCGCAGUCUAGCAGACGGCCAGCGCCUGUCAAGAAGCCAGCAGCAGCAACAAACACAACAACAACAACGGCAACGGCAACGCGUAAGCCCAGCGACAGCAGCAGCAGCGGCAGCAGCACAGCAACAACAUUGCCCGCUCGCAAGCCAGCUAAUAGCACCACCAGCACAACAACAACCACAGCAGCUAGCCAGAGCCAUAAAACUACGGCAACAGCAACAACGAGCAGCAAGCUGCCGGAAAGAACAACGCUGGCGCCCAGGCCAAAGCCACAGCCAACGGGCGAGAUUGUCAAGGUGCCAGCAUUGCUGGCGGACGCCGGCAGCACAACAACCACAGCAACAAGCAGCGCGCCAACUAGCACAAAAGUCACGCGCAGACCAACAACAAGCAGCAGCAGCACAGCUACAACAACGGCGCCCAAAAAGCAAACCAGCAGCAGCAGCACCACAACAACAACAACAAGCACGCCUAAGCCCACGCGCCGGCAUACAACGAAAACAACAAGCACCACAGCAGCACCACCGUCAACAACAACCACCGCUGCAACGCUGCUCACAACCGAAGCGCCCAAAUUGCAGACAAGACCAACAGCAGCAGCAACAACAGCAGCAGCAACAGCAGCAACAGUUGGUGGCAGCACCAAAAAACCUGGCCUGAUCACCUGGACAGACGUGGAAGCGGAGCCCAUUACAAAUGCAACCAUUAGCAGCGAUUGGCAGCCAGGACAAUCGGCAGAUUGGGUGCCAUUGCCCACUUUGUUGCCGGAGUUGUACAACAAGACGACAGCAACGCCCAGCGCCACAGACAAGGUGGUUAUCUCGGUGGCCACCAGCGUCAGCACCAGCAGCGGCGAUUCGAAGCCGGGUGAGAGUCAAAUGCAUGAGGAGACAAUGGUAACCAGCAAGCCGCAUAGAACCACAAAGCCGCCCAUAACCACCUCCAGCAGCAGCAGCAGCAGGCCAACAGCAACAACUGCAGCGAGCAGCACCACAACAGCAAAAACAACAAGCACAACUGAACGCUUGGAAUUAGCAUCCUCAACGUCGUCUUACACAGAUUCAAGCACCGAGUCGAGCGGUGGCAGCAGCGGCAGCAGCAGCACCACCACCAACACCACCAGCACCACAACGGAUUACAGCGGUGAGGAUCUGAACCAAACAACAGCAACAAUCGAUGCAGCUGGAAAUACAACCGUAGCGCCUGCGACUGGCUUGGAGGGCGUCGAUUACAGGGAAGUCUGCGGCCGUCGCAUGUUCCCCGAGCCGCGCAUCGUUGGCGGCGCAAACGCUGCCUUUGGACGCUGGCCCUGGCAGAUAUCGCUGCGUCAAUGGCGCACCUCCACCUAUCUGCACAAGUGCGGCGCGGCGCUGUUGAACGAGAACUGGGCAAUCACCGCAGCGCAUUGUGUUGACAAUGUGCCGCCCUCCGAUCUGCUGUUGCGACUGGGCGAAUACGAUCUGGCCGAGGAAGAGGAGCCCUAUGGCUUCCAGGAGCGACGUGUGCAAAUUGUGGCCUCACAUCCGCAGUUCGAUCCGCGCACCUUCGAAUACGACUUGGCGCUGCUCAGAUUCUAUGAGCCCGUGGUAUUCCAGCCGAAUAUCAUACCCGUUUGUGUGCCCGACAACGAUGAGAACUUUAUUGGGCAGACAGCCUUUGUCACCGGCUGGGGUCGUCUUUAUGAGGAUGGGCCGCUGCCCAGCGUGCUGCAGGAGGUCGCUGUGCCUGUCAUCAACAACACCAUCUGCGAAUCGAUGUACCGCUCCGCGGGCUACAUUGAGCACAUACCGCACAUAUUCAUCUGUGCCGGCUGGAAGAAGGGCGGCUACGAUUCGUGUGAAGGUGAUUCCGGCGGGCCCAUGGUGCUGCAGCGCGAGUCGGACAAACGCUUUCAUCUGGGCGGCGUCAUAUCCUGGGGCAUUGGCUGUGCGGAGGCCAAUCAGCCGGGCGUUUAUACGCGCAUCUCCGAGUUCCGAGACUGGAUCAAUCAGAUUUUACAGUUUUAGUCGCAUCGUAGUCUUCGCCUGUGUAUUAUGCCUAAUCCUUAGUGAAUGCCCAGCAACCGCAUACGAUAUGGAAAUCGUAGACGAAUCCGUAAACUUAAAUACUAGAACUCGUGCUUUGGUUAUGGCCACACGCUCACACAUAAUUAAUGGAGUUUUGCGCAUAACCCAAGCAACGAUUUCAGUUAACAUUUACCCACAACUCCUACUCCUAUCGACCCCUUUCCCAAAAUCCACCUGCACACACAGCACAGCAAUGAGAACAACAAAAAUCACACGAAAUUCCAUUGUCAUUAUGUUAAUUUUAAAGAAAUUCUUAGUUUAAAUCAUAAUUAACAAACAAAAGAAAACAAACCCCUAUUCAUGAUAAUGAUGAUGAUGAUGAUUUGACUCUUAAUUUAUUUUCCCCCCCACAUUUGCUCUGUAUAUAAUUUUCUAAAUUAUUGCAUAACAUUUAUUUAGCUUUAAGCUUAUUUAAUAGAAAUUCGGCAAAUCGCUCUACUCGAUGUAGGGCAUUUGAUAAGGCGCUUCUCUUUGCACGAAGUUAUUUUACGAAUACAUAGAAGAAGCUAUUGUAAUUUAAUUUAAUACGCGUAUUGUAAUUAUUUAUUUAAA
Molecule: messenger RNA, 4295 nt
Organism: Drosophila montana
Lineage: Eukaryota; Metazoa; Arthropoda; Insecta; Diptera; Drosophilidae
Gene: Np
Product: Notopleural
Exons: 10
Coding region: 480-3683 (1067 amino acids)
Biological process (GO): proteolysis
Molecular function (GO): serine-type endopeptidase activity
Source: RefSeq, a predicted model, not a curated record